Messenger RNA from Lecanosticta acicola, 657 nucleotides. The record is from the annotation of a GenBank genome assembly. Lineage: Eukaryota; Fungi; Ascomycota; Dothideomycetes; Mycosphaerellales; Mycosphaerellaceae.
AUGCCUGCACCGUCUCAGCUGUCUAUUUCUACCUCGGCUCUGAAUCGCCUGGUCAAGGAGGAGGCGAGCUACCGUAAAGAAUACGAGGACCAGCAGGCACGCAUUGCCAAGAUCGAGGCUUCUGAUAGCAAUGACGAGAACGCAGAAUAUACUCUGAAGCAGGAGGUGAGUGGCACAUGAAAGGAGGAAAACAGUGUUAUCAUCAGAUUUGAUUUGCAUGGUCAAGGCGCACGUCUGGAUAUCUCGCUGUCGUAGUUGCUAAUCUACAAUCAUCGCUCUCUGGACGCCUUCGCUAAUCACAUUUCUCUCCCCUCCGACCAUGCCAAUUCCAAUGCUAAUGCCCGUCUGUUCGUACAGCGCAGAGCUCUCGAAGAGACCAAAGCCAUGUUCCCUCAGCUCAAGGCCAAGAUCGAGGAGGCCAAGUCGAAGCUCGAAGCGCGGUUGGUAAGUAUAUCUGAAAUAAUUCGUACAAUCCUUCUCUGCCACAUAUCUGUCCAUUUCAUGCAUUCGUUGUUGGUCAUGUAUUUUUUUCGCUAACUAGAUUUCGUUGUGCAGGAGCAAGACAAGGGUCCUGGUGAUCAGAGCUCGCCGGAGGAUAUCACAAAAGCGAAGGAGGCAAUCGCAUCUGCGCUGGGUACAAUGAGAGCGACGUCUUGA